Molecule: messenger RNA, 1415 nt
Organism: Oryza sativa Japonica Group (Japanese rice)
Lineage: Eukaryota; Viridiplantae; Streptophyta; Magnoliopsida; Poales; Poaceae
Molecular function (GO): phosphatidylinositol transfer activity
Source: RefSeq, a predicted model, not a curated record
CAUACAAGCAUUCUAAAAACCACAAACUAGCUAGGUAACUCUGGUUUUUUAUCGCUUUCUGAAACUAGGUGGCAAGAUAUAUACCUAUUCUGAAGCAAUGAGUUUCCUGCUGAAGACUAGGAGUGAAUCUGACAAGCCGAAGUCGCCAUCUUCUGAAGAACUGCAGCAAAAGCGCGCUACCAGCGGUGAGCCAUUGAUAUCCACGCCGACCUCCUCGAGCAUGAGAAACGAAGAAGAGCCGUUGCUGCCUAGCUAUAUUGGUGACCAGAGGUCGCCGCAUGCCAUCGCCUUCACAGCAUUUGAUGCCGGUCACCAUGUUGUUGUCGAGCGCCAUCCCCUCCCUCUCCAUGAGCAUCUUCUAUGGAUGCUAAGGUGGGCCACGUGCUCAGGACGUACAGGGAGAGAACAUGAGAUGAGAUAUGGGUAGAAUGAAUGAACAGAGAUGGAUGAAAAUAGUUCAAGUCCGGGAACUCCUGGGAAGCCUGGCAGCUGAGAUGCCGGCAUUCUUAUCAGACACCACCAUCCGCCGUUUCCUAAGGGCAAGGAACUGGAGCACGGAACAAGCAACCAAGUCGCUCAAAGAAACUGUCAAGUGGAGGCGUCAGUACAGGCCAGAAAGCAUUUGCUGGGGGAGAGUUUCAGGGAAGGAGCAGAUAAAACACUUUGUAUAUCUCCUGGAGAGUUUGGCUAUGAACUCUGCAGAUGAACAAGAAGAACAUGUUACUUGGCUGAUAGACCUCAGAGGCUGGAGUAUAUCAAGUACGCCAUUAUCGACAUCCCGUGAAUCCAUGCACAUAGUUCAAAACUACUAUCCAGGGAUUAUUGCAGUAGCAAUACUCAGCAACACUCCAAGGAUUUUUGAAUCUUUCUGGAAGAUUAUAAAGCACUUCUUGGAAGCAAAGAUGAGCGAGAAGGUGAAGUUUCUAUAUACUAACAAUCCAGAGAGCCACAAGAUAGUGUCUGAAAUGUUUGACAUGGAUCUGCUGGAGACUGCAUUUGGGGGCAGAAAUUCAAUUACCAUUGAUAUAGACAAUUAUGCUGAGAGAAUGAGGAGAUCAGAUCUUGCGAGAGGAGUUUUAAUCAUCCAAACGGACAUAAAUCUGAUUAGUCGACAUCACUGAAUCUCUAUUCUCUGUGGAGAAUGCCUAUUGCUUAAUGACAGCUAAUGAAGAACAAGAAGGUACCGUGCAAAAAAGUGGAAGAAAAAGAACAAGCCAUAGAAAACUACGUGCUCACCUUAGCUGUUUUAGAUGUUAUAUCAAUUAAUCUCAAUAAUUAUGGACGACAUGUUGCGCAUGAUCAAAAAACCAGUUAAUCCUUACAGUAUGUUUAUGUAAUCUAAUACUACCUCUGUUUUAUAUUAUUAAUUGUUGUUGACAUUUUUCUAAAUCCAUCUUCUUUUUAGCUUUGAUCAA